This is a messenger RNA of Teleopsis dalmanni, 821 nucleotides long. Its product is annotated as protein late bloomer-like. Bases 158 to 817 code for a protein of 219 amino acids. NCBI's taxonomy places the organism in Eukaryota, Metazoa, Arthropoda, Insecta, Diptera, Diopsidae. Gene Ontology annotation, cellular component: membrane. The transcript is spliced from 5 exons. The record is from RefSeq and is a predicted model, not a curated record.
UAGUUCAGACAUCGUAGAUGAAAAUUGGAAGAAUAUAAUUUCGCACAGACAAAUAAAAUUAAUAUAUCAAACAUAAUUUUCUUAAUAGUGCAGAGUUAUCAAUUUACGCAAAUCAAAUACAUUUUAUUGAUAAUAUAGAUUUGUAUAAUUAAAAAAAAUGAAUUUCUCAAUAGCGACUGUGAAAUAUUUGCUGGUCGCGUUCAAUUCACUUUGUGUGAUUGCUGGAGUAAUUAUCGCAGUAUUUAGCAUCAUUGCUAUAGAUUCCCUGCAGAGUAACAAUUUGACGUACUGCAUUUUUGGAAUAACGCUAGGAAGUAUUGUGUUUCUGAUAUCUUCAAUGGGUUUCUUUGGGGCCUUACGAGAGAAGCAUUGCUGCUUAUGGAUUUACGCUGUAAUUUUGGGAAUUUUGAUUGGCAUUGAAAUUUCGAUUUUAGUAAUUUUCCGUGUACCUGAUUUUGUCAAAAUUUCAACCGAAGUUGUCGAAAAAUUAUGGGAUAAAGAAAUUGAACAACCGGGAGCGAUGUCUCAACUGGAACAACAAUUGAAGUGUUGUGGCUUACAUAGUUCGGAGGAUUAUAUUGAACAUGGUAUGCCAAUACCCAGUAGUUGUUAUGAGGGAUCCGAUAGCUUAAAUCCAAAAGCAUUAUUUACUAAAGGUUGUUCGGAGGCGUUAGCAGCAGUUGCCACAGAAAUUGCAAAUAUACUGAAAACUAUUUAUUGGAUUAUAACUGGUGUAGAGGUAAUCGCAUUGCUAUGUGCCACGAUAUUGGCUAAUAAAGUUAAUUCUUAUGAAAGAAUGCGUGAAGAAAACUUAUAAAAAU